This is a messenger RNA of Varanus komodoensis (Komodo dragon), 3017 nucleotides long. It is a transcript of the gene PBXIP1, whose product is annotated as PBX homeobox interacting protein 1. NCBI's taxonomy places the organism in Eukaryota, Metazoa, Chordata, Lepidosauria, Squamata, Varanidae. The coding region runs from base 169 to 2202 and encodes 677 amino acids. The record is from RefSeq and is a predicted model, not a curated record. The transcript has 11 exons.
GUGGAGUCAUCCUUCUUCCUUCCUUGCCCCCCUAAAAACAUCCAGAUUGGGGGCAGUGGCUCCAGGGGGAUUCCUGGGCUAAGGACUUUGCACUCGAGGAGACCCUGCCGAUCACGGCCAUCUGCAAGGUGCCAGGAGGGAGCGGGCGGUGCUGUGGCCUGAGCCAGAAUGGCUGACAAUCUGGACUCUCGCGAGCUGGAGAACAGCAGCUGGGUGAUCGCCGGUUCCGAGGCUCUCCAUGUGGAAGACCUUGGCCUGGAAACUUCCGAAGUGGCUGAACCUGCAAUGGAGGACUCCCAGGUCUCCAUUUCUGAGUGUGAAUUCCCGAAUGAGCAUCCCGAUCUGGAGGAAUCCGAAACAAAGGGCCCCGAAGCAGCAUUGGAUCCGAGUCCCGAAGAGAAGUCCAGCGUUGGAGUGCCCAGGAUCCCUGAGUCCACCCACUCAUCCCCACAGCAGCUGAAGGAGCUGGGUGGGCACGACGCCGAGGGAGGGUCUGUGCCCGUCACCCAGGAGGCCCACCAGACCCACGAAACCUGUCUUCAGAAAGAAGCAGCAAAGGCGCCCAGCAGUGGGGAAGAGCCAGUGGCCAAGUCGCGCGAUGUGGAAGGGCUGCGCAGACGGAAAGGCCGCGAUGUGCAGGCUGUUGGGCCAGGGGCUCUCCCAGAUCAAGACGAGGAGGAUGUCCGUGGCGAGAUCCUUGGGAGUAAAUGGCUGCUCGGGUUACUAGUCCUCGUGGGUUUGGGCUUGCUGGUUGCUCUGGGAGUCGUUGUCGACUCAGAUGACGGUCCUAUGGAUAUUUUAGGUGCCUGGCCAAGCGCCGACACUCAAGAGCCACAUCCUGGCACAGAUGGAAAGGAUGGGCCGGCCGCGCCCCUGCCGGCAUCCCCGGGCGAUGCCAAACUUCAACGAGCCAAGGAAGCGUUGCGGUUGGCCGGACACCCCGGCGACCCUCAGAGCCUGGAGGCCGUGGGACUCAUGCUGGACAAACUGGCCAAAGAGAACCAGGACAUCCGACUGAUGCAGGCUGAGCUGCGGGCCCAGAAGGAGGAGCUGGAGACUCUGCUGCGCAAGUCCGAAGGCGAGGCGCUGGAGGUCACCUCCCGGCAGCAGGAUUUGGCCGCAGAGAACGCCCGGCUGACGGAGGCGCUGCAGCGGGAGACGGCCUCCCUCCAGGCCGCACAGACGGAACUCCGCCUCCUCCGGGAGAAGCUGCAGGGCCUGGGCGAGGCGGGCAAUGGCAGGCCCCAGCAGCGCCCCGAAGAGGAACCCGCCCCGGACCGCCACCGGCACAAGCCGGAGCGCCCCGAAGCCGAGCUCCAGCGGCUGCGCGCUUUGCUGGCAUCUGUCCAGCGCGACUUAGCAAGAACCCAUCAGAAACUUCCGCCCGGCAGUGAGGCUGAGGGGCUCCGGGCAGAGCUGAGCGGUGUGGAGCAGCGGCUGGGCCAGGCCCUGGAGGGAGCGGAGGGCACGAAGCUCGUGUGGAGAGACAGCCUCAAAGUCCGGCGGGGCAAGGAGAAAGCCUGGCGCAGGAGGCUGGAUGGCCCGCAGGAGCAUCGGCCCAGCCACCCCGACGAGGGCCCGGACAGGCAGCACAGAAGCCAGCACCCUGCCCACAAGGCUCCCCGGGCGGCCAGCGAGGGGCGGCCCCGUCCCCGGAAGCCCCAGGGCGGCAAGGCGGCCCGGGACGGGGAGCACCAGCGCACGAGCCGGAAGGCCAAGAAGCCCACCGAGCCGGGCUCCUUGUGGGAGAUGCUGGCCAGGCGUCAGUACCGGGCGCCCCAGGGCUGCAGCGGCAUCGCCGAGUGUGCCCAGCAGGAGGGGCUGGCACCGGUCCUCAAGGCCAAGUUCCUGCCGCUGGUGCAAAGCUACCUGGCCGGGCUGGGCUGGGCCGAGCACUACGAAGGCCUGGCGGCAGCGCUGAGCACCUUCUUCGGGAGUAACGGCACCUUUGCCCAUGACCGCCUCAGCUUCGUGGACUUCCUGGAUGAGGUCGAGGACGCCCUGGAGGAGCUGGCUGAGCUCCUGGGGGUCAGCAAAGAGGACGUGGAUAACUUUGAGGAGAUGGCUCUCACGCAGCUCGAGGCAGCCCCUUGGGGCAGGUUUGCGCAGCGAGACCGUGGCCAGCAACCCGCGAAGGAGUGGAGCCGCGAGGGACACGCUCGCAAGAACGGCAGAGAGAAUCUCAGCCGGAACCACAGUUAGAAUCAUGGCCUGGCGUGUACGUAGCUGCAUUGGGACAGGGAGAGAAAAGGCCUGUAUGCUUGCCGAGGAAACGAGGGCCGGGAGGGGCUCGCUCCAGUGCCGAAACCUGGCAGGGAAGUCAGCGGUUCCCAGCACGGGACCCCCCUACCAGGUUCUUUUGUGUGUGUGCUCACCUGGAUUACCCUCGCCUGGUCCCCCACCCACCUGCAUCCACGGCAAACCUCCAAGGGGUUCAGCCAGAGCAGUCUUUUUAGUGAUGUCGUAGCUUCCCUCCGCGCUGCAGGGAAACAAAGGCUUUCCGCCCAGUUUCCCCUUGUUUGCCAGGCUGCCCUGGGUGACACGCCGGCUGGAAACAAAGGAGGGUCCUCGUUCCCCCCCACCCACCCCCAUGGCCUGUCUCCUUGCAGACCCAGCUUGGGCAGGUCCAGGCAAUCCUGUUCCACCAUCCUUUCAUCCUCGGGCAAGCGGUCGUAUCAGCCACGCACCGAUUUGAGUCCUGAACACAGCCGAAGCUUUUUACGGGAUCUACCUCCGCGAUCGCACCCUUUGGGGCUUGCCCCACAUGCUGCCGGGUUCGGGAUCCCCCCUUUUUGCCCCCGAGACGACGUGUAAAACAGGGAAGCAUCAAAAGUGAUAGUUCUGCACACCUCCUCCUCCUCCUCCUCGGCGGUAGUGACGGUGGGUGGUACGAGGGGCAGCCAAGCAGCUGCUGGCUGCCUAUUUUUCUUAUCCCCCCCCCCACAAUAACCCACCUUCGAUCACAAUUUCUUGCACGGGGUGUCAGAAGCAAAUAAAGGCACUGAUUGAAAGAGUAA